AAUACCCAUGGAGAUUAUCAUAACGGUAAUACUAGUGGAUUGUUGCUGGGUAACUUAACUAUAAAAUUUGGCGGCUGGAUCUCAAAUGCCAAAAAAUACAGGUUAUGGAACAUGCACCGUGGCUUGAUGCUUAGCAUCGUCGAUCCUCAUACUUAUCAUGUAUACAACCCUGCCACCAAUGAGGUUUUUGUCCUACCUAAGUCUCCUUCUCAACUUUCCAGAUAUCAACCCACUGAGCAAGUAGCCAUCAUUAAUUUUUCAGAUUGUCUUUUUUCUACUGAAUGUAAUUUCAGGGUCAUUAGUUUUUCCAAGGACACAAGAACAGAGAAAAGCAUGGUAUUGGUUGAGAUUUAUUCUUCUAACAAGCAUCAAUGGUCUGCGUCAGAGUUCCCCCUUGAAAAGGAAGUCUAUUUAGAAAGAUGGAAUGUGUCUGGUGCUGUGUUUCUGGAUAGCACCUUAUAUUUCAUGACGAACAAGAGACAUGUUGUGGCAGUUCAAUUCCAUUCGAGGGACGAAGUAAGCCUUUACUCUAUACGCCUGCCUUCUUGUAUCAAAAGGGGCUUUGUUAAAUCACAAUUGGAUGUCUCUCAAGGAUGUCUUUAUCUUUCCAACCGUAAGUUUCCGAACCUAUGGAUUUGGAAACACGAUGGAAGAUCAACAGAUUCUGAUCCUUGGAUCCCGCAGCUUAUAUUCAAGAAAUCGGGUACUUCUGUAUGCCAACCAGUUGUUGAGAAAUUUUUUCGUCAAGUUGCGAGAGAACAUAUUUCUCCAUAUAUCAUAAUCAUCCAUCCUGAGGAACCGGUUGUUUUCAUUGACGUGGAAUCAUCCAUCUUUGCAUUCCAUCUUGUUAAUGGUACUGUUGAGAAGAUUGCUGAGCGUUCUAAGGAAGAUAUUCUUUUGGUGGGUACUGCCUUCAUAUAUUCUCCAUGCUUUGCCUCAUUGAAGCGUCUAAAGCCAACAAAUCCAGAUCGUUGUGAUCAAUCUAGUUGACCGAGGAUCUUGUCUGAUACUUCUGAAGAGGACAACAAAGGCAACUGAAGAAGACUGAUGCAUGUAACUAGUAUUCCUGAUAUAGCAUUCUAGACUUGCUGGUCCAAACUAUUUUGAAGGCGCACCUUCAUUUUUUAUGAAGACAUUGAAUUAUCAUCUAAUUAUACUAUAUUUGUUCGAACUUUUUUGAUACUAUGCAUUUUUAUAUAUCCAAGACCCAUUGAGAUUGGUCUUUGUUAAUGUAAUAUAGUGGAUAUGUGAUGAUUUUUUCCUUCACAA
Beta vulgaris subsp. vulgaris (sugar beet) is the source of this 1269-nucleotide messenger RNA. RefSeq lists its product as uncharacterized. NCBI's taxonomy places the organism in Eukaryota, Viridiplantae, Streptophyta, Magnoliopsida, Caryophyllales, Amaranthaceae. The transcript is spliced from 2 exons. The record is from RefSeq and is a predicted model, not a curated record. Bases 112 to 990 code for a protein of 292 amino acids.